Messenger RNA from Penaeus chinensis, 593 nucleotides. RefSeq names its product nuclear localization sequence-binding protein-like. Lineage: Eukaryota; Metazoa; Arthropoda; Malacostraca; Decapoda; Penaeidae. Bases 6 to 491 code for a protein of 161 amino acids. The record is from RefSeq and is a predicted model, not a curated record. The transcript has 3 exons.
GCCAGAUGGUGCGGCCUUCCAGGACGCUCGGGCAGCUGGCGCAGGAGAUGCGUAGCGCAGACCCCCGCCGGAGGCCCGCCCUGCCCGUCGCCAUCCAGCGCCUCGACAGCUGCUACCUCUUCGGAGACGACAGCGAGAGCGAGAGUGAGAGUGAGAGUGAGAGUGAGAGGCCCGCCCUGCCCGUCGCCAUCCAGCGCCUCGACAGCUGCUACCUCUUCGGAGACGACAGCGAGAGCGAGAGCGAAAGCGAGAGCGAGAGGCCCGCCCUGCCCGUCGCCAUCCAGCGCCUCGACAGCUGCUACCUCUUCGGAGACGACAGCGAGAGCGAGAGUGAGAGUGAGAGUGAGAGUGAGAGUGAGAGUGAGAGUGAGAGUGAGAGUGAGAGUGAGAAUGAGAGCGAGAUCGAGGGCGAGGGCCAAGCGGCGCCCCAAAAGCGCAGCUUCGAGGACGAGUUCCUCAGCGAAGCGACGAAGCGGCGGCGCUGCGAGUGAUCAGGACGCCCUUUCCUGCCGCAGGAGUGGCGGCAGGACCUUGCAGUCAAUUUCUAGUUAUGAUUGAAGUAAAAUUAAUAGAUAAGAAUAAUGAAAAAGGUA